Messenger RNA from Phragmites australis (common reed), 1456 nucleotides. RefSeq names its product protein SOSEKI 2-like. The transcript is spliced from 5 exons. The record is from RefSeq and is a predicted model, not a curated record. NCBI's taxonomy places the organism in Eukaryota, Viridiplantae, Streptophyta, Magnoliopsida, Poales, Poaceae. The coding region runs from base 121 to 1248 and encodes 375 amino acids.
CGUUCCAUUCGUCUCCUCCCAUCCUCUCCAAAGUCCAAAGUCUCGUACAACCUGCGUGGGCCAGCGAAAGCUGCGAGCUUGUGCUGGUUCGUGUAGACAGUGAGCUAGUCCUGGAGGGGGAUGGAGGUGGCCGGAGCGGAAGGGAGGAGGCCGGUGGGCAGGGUGGAGGCGAGCCCGGAGCGGGGCAGGCCGGCGUACGCGUCGUCUGUGAGGCCGGCGCCGGCGAGGCCCAUGAGGAAGGUGCAGAUCAUCUACUACCUCUGCAGGAAUGGGCAGCUGGAGCACCCACACUUCAUGGAGCUCGCGCAGCAUCCCCACCAGCCCCUUCGCCUCAAAGAUGUGAUGGAUAGGCUCACGCUGCUGAGGGGCAAAGGCAUGCCGGCUCUCUUCUCAUGGUCUUGCAAGAGGAACUACAAGAACGGGUACGUGUGGAACGACCUGUCGGAGAACGACGUGAUCUACCCUUCGGACGGCGUGGAGUACGUGCUCAAGGGCUCUGAGAUCUUCCCUGGCUGCUCUUCCGAUCGGUUUCAGCACCUCCGGGUGACCGAUAGGUCUCCGACGAAGCCCCUGGCUCUCCCCCACAGCCACAAGCAGUACAUGGACAGCUACCGAGACGACGCCGUAGAAGAUCCUGAAGACGACGAGCUGGGGUACCAGUACCACCGUCGACCCGGGGCAGCUCGGCUCGCCAGGCCCGACAAACCCGUCUCGGCUCGCACCAACCGGGGCCGCCCCGUGGAGCUGCCCGUCGAGGAGACCUCGCCGCCGUCCUCGACCUCCUCGGACAAGCCACCCCCGGCCAUCCAGCAGCCGGGCCGGGCUGAUCAGGAGCCCGAGCCGAACCGUCCCGGCUCUAUGCUUCUGCAGCUCAUCGCGUGCGGGUCGACGGCAGCCACCGGCGGCUCGGGGCCGAGGCUGAGCUGCGGCCUGGUGAGCCGGCUCUCGUCCCGCGCCGGCGUGGACGAGGAGGAGGCGGCGGGCGGCGAGCUGAGCCGGCGGUUCGGGCACCUGGCGGUGGAGGACAAGGAGUACUUCAGCGGGAGCAUCGUGGAGGGCAGCGGCGGCAGGGGCACGCCGCUGCCGGCGUCGUCGCACAAACGGUCCAACUCUUACAACGAGGAAAGGAGCUCGAGGCUUGGCGUCGGUGCGAUCGGUGGGGAGAGAGUGGAUGAGCAGACGGAAGGCGAUGAAGGGAUCAGGGGAAGAUGCAUCCCGGGCAGGAAGAAGCAGCAACCGCAGAAGUAGCCCCUGUGCGUUGGUCAGAUUUGCAUGGACUAAACAUCUAGUAGCUAGCUCUACCCGUGACACAAAACUUGAUCGAACACUGGUGUGUUUAGCAUCUUUAUAGUAUCCGUUAUGGUCAGGGCAUGCGAGCUGUUUAUUAGGGAGUACUAUACUACUAGGUAGCAGUAGACUAGCUGAUGGCCAGUUUAAUCGAUGCUGGAUUCAUUUC